This is a messenger RNA of Alternaria hordeiaustralica, 741 nucleotides long. RefSeq lists its product as uncharacterized. NCBI's taxonomy places the organism in Eukaryota, Fungi, Ascomycota, Dothideomycetes, Pleosporales, Pleosporaceae. The record is from RefSeq and is a predicted model, not a curated record. The transcript has a single exon. Bases 1 to 741 code for a protein of 246 amino acids.
AUGUCAGGCUUUCUUAUCAAUCAAGAGCCGCCUACUCGUCUCGAGCGCUUCGUCCAAGACACCAUCGACUCAUCCAAAGGUUUCUUCGCAUAUCUCUUCCGCGGAAGCUGUCUGGAAUACUGGAUGCUUGACCCCAAUGGUCAGGCCUAUACACUCUUCAUGAUGACGCUGCUAGGCGUCUCGACUUGGUUGCUCACACCGAACCAAAACUCAAAGACUGUUGUAGCUUCAAAGCCCGAGCAGGACUGGCCGUUGAGCGAAGUGGCUGAGGAGAUGGAUAUCGACGGUGAGGGAUAUCCUAGCGACGAACACCAACCAUUCACUCCGCGUCACUUGUCCUUUCCCCGCGAAGAUACAUCCAUCAUGCGCAAGCUAGCACCUCCCGGCUACCAUCCUGUCAACGCGCACAUCGAAGGCUCGCCUUUUCGCGUGAGACAACCUCUGGGACCUCGCGUUCGCCAAUCCGUACCGUCUGUCCAUCAGGCUCCCUCUCCACUCAACCCCAGGCUUUCCAAAGCUUUCUCGACUAGACCUCUACAGCGCGAUAACUUCUCGAGCCUUCACAAAGAUACUCCGAUAGCCAACAAGACUCUCCAGGAAACCAGCCGUACUGAUGCGCCUGACAUCUUUGAGGAGUGCAAGACGCAGAGCCCUGUGGUUGCUCACUGGUCAAAUGAGGGCGGCCAGCGUUAUGAUCGAGCGACCUUGAGGCGCGAAGUGGCUACCAAGUAUCUUUCCUAG